GCUAACACAACUGCACCACUGAGAGGAAGAAGAGGGUGAUCCGGUGGUGCUGCAGAAUCGCUUCGAUCUUUUGUCAGCACUUGGACAAAUAAGCUCCCUACUACAUUCUCCAACUGAACGAAGACAUACUGUAGAAGAUCAGGACCGGUACGAGGAGAAGAUGUCCACAUCAGAGUGCAGGAAUUCACAGAGGUGGACGAGAUGGAUCAAGUCAGCAGCUUCGUCUCUCUUUCUUCUUCUGUUGUGUUCGCAGGGAAUAGCCGAGGGACGCAGAGUCACCAAAGUUCCUCGCUGCCCAGCAACCUGCUCUUGCACCAAAGACAGUGCCUUCUGCGUGGACACUAAAGCCAUCCCCAAAAGCUUCCCACCUGGCAUCAUUUCACUGACGAUGGUGAACGCAGGCUUCACUGAAAUCCCAGAAGGAGCGUUUUCUCACCUCCACUUACUGCAGUUCCUUUUGCUGAAUUCCAACACUUUCACUGUGAUUGCUGAUGAUGCCUUCGCUGGCCUCUCGCACCUGCAGUAUCUGUUUAUUGAGAAUAAUGACAUUCGAUCACUGUCCAAAUACACUUUCAGAGGCCUGAAGUCUUUAACACACCUAUCUCUGUCUAACAACAACCUGCAGGUUUUACCCAGAGAACUGCUCAAACACCAGGACAUCCUUACUGACCUAGACCUGAGAGGGAAUUCGUUCCGCUGCGACUGUAAGAUUAAAUGGCUGGUGGAUUGGAUGGAGAAAACAAACACCUCUGUCCCGGCUAUAUACUGUGCCAGUCCCUUCGAGUUCCAGGGUCGACGUAUCCAGGACUUAACACCGCGAGACUUCAACUGUAUUAGUGCAGAUUUUGCUUCAUAUGAGACCUACCCAUUCCAGUCCCUCUCCGUGGAGGCGUACGACUUUAACGAUGACCUAUACGAAGUGUUCGCUCAACCCAACACGGGAAUAUGUGCCGUUUACAUCUGGGAUCACGUGAACAUGCUUUUCCGUGGCCAUUACAACAUCACGUCUCGAUCUGCAGUGUACUGCAAGCCCGUGGUGAUCAACAACACACUCUACAUGGUGGUAGCCCAACUCUUUGGAGGAUCCCAUAUCUACAAGUGGGAAGAAGGCCCUUUGCAGUUUGUGAAAAUCCAGGACAUUGACGCCAGCCGUGUCCGCAAACCCAAUUUCAUUGAGACCUUUCAGAUUGAAGGACUCUGGUACUUUGCUGUAGUGGACAGCUCAAAGGCAGGCUCCACGAGCAUCUACCAAUGGAACAGCAAUGGCUUCUACUCGCACCAGUCGCUUCACCCGUGGCACCGCGACACACACAUACACUUCCUGGAGGCAGACGGUAAGGCUCGGCUAAUCCUCUCGAGCUCCUCGCAGCCUCCGGUGGUGUACCAGUGGAACCGUGGAACACAGCAGUUUGUCUUUCACUCACAAAUCCCACAUGCAAGCGAUGUCCACUUGGUCAAGCACUUCUGGGCCCAUCAGGCACUCUACCUCUGCCUGAUGCGGUUCAUUGGAGACUCGAGGCUCGUGCGAUGGGAAAGCCAGCGCUUUGUGGAGAUCCAGACGCUCCCUUCGCGUGGCUCAAUGGCACUGCAACCAUUUUGCGUAGGAGUGAGACAGUACCUGGUUAUGGGCAGCGAUUACUCAUUCUCGCGGAUCUACCUGUGGGACGAGCUCACACAGCGCUUCCAGCCUUUCCAGGAGCUCAACGUUUUGGCACCUCGUGGAUUUAGCCUGGUCUCCAUUGACAACAAAGAUAUCCUGCUGGUUGCCAGCUUUAAAGGAAAGACCGUAGCAUAUCAGCAUCUACUGGUGGACCUCAGUGCCAAGUAACAUGAAACUAAAGAUGUUUUCAUCCAAGGAAAAUUGAUUUGUUAAAAGAGAUCAAUACCUUGCCUGGCUUUGGUUUCAGAUUCGGUUUAUAUGCUAUUCUUUUGGACGGGUUUUUAAUGUUUAGACAUUGGAGAAAUCAGAAAAUUAGUUAGCAUGCUCUCUUACCCUUCAAAAAUAGACUUGGACCCUGCUCAUUACAUCUCUUCUGGAUAUAAGCGUAUACAUAUACAGUAAAUAUGACUGUAAUUGAAAACUGAGUUCAAAGUAAAACAAGAUCUACAUUCAAUAUUCACUUUAUUAGGAGCAUCUGCCAAUCAGCCAAUGCAGUUUACACCCAAUACAUCCAGGGAGCAUCUGCUCAGGUCCAGAUGCAAAGAAAAACCGCCUUGUUCAAGAUUCAAGAUUUUUAUUUGUCACAUACACAAUUAUAUAGGGGAUAUAUAACUAGCAGUGAAAUGUGAGUCAGGUCCGCUCCACGGACAUUGCACUUAUUAGAAAAGCACAACAAUGAAAAAAAGAGAUAAAAGUAAACAAUGAAAAUAUAAGAAUAAAAUAUAAAAAAUAUGUAUGAUGUAGAAUGGAAAAUAAUGUGCAUGAAAGUAAACUGUAGUUAUAAAUAUAAGAUACACAGUGAUGUACAAGAGGCAAUGUGCAUAUGUGUAUUAUACUGUAGUCUUAAAUAUUAAGAAGCUGAUAUAUUAUUAUAAUAUUAUAAUGAUAUUAUUAUAAUAAUAUUAUAUUAUUAUUAAAUAUUAUGAAGCUGUUGAUACGAAGCUUAGAGGAGAAUGGGCAGUCAAUCUGAUGGGAAGCAUUCAAUGACUUCAGUAACAACGCUAUACAAACAUGGCCAGCAGAAAAGCAUCUCAAAAUGUAUAACACUUUGAACCCUGAUGCAGGUCUAGGGUUACAACAUCUGGAUUGGCUGACUGGAUAAUUGUUUGCAUGAAUAGGUGUUCAGAUGUUCCUACUAAAGUAGACCGUUUGACAGUGAAGCACCCUAUUAAGCAUGGAAUAGACUUUAUUUUUUUUGUUUACAGUCAAUUUGACGGGUCUUUCCAGAAAAUACAGAUUACAUGACCAUGAUUUGACCAAAGUAACAUACUUGUUAUAAACAAUAGAUAAGAUUUCAACUUAAACAUAUAAAUGCUUUAAACCUCCUAUUCGAAUCCAUACUUUUUUUUCCCAGGUUCAUGUUUUCUAUCUCCAGGCCUCAUCAAAGUUUAUGUCCAACAUCUGUUUGUGCUAUGAGCAUGUGCUGUGCUAGACUAAUAACUAGAAUACUUUCUAUGUCGUUAUAACAAUAUUAUUUCAUCCUAUUUUCAUCUACACAUUUUAUCCCAUCGUGCAAGAUUGCAAAGUACAAACUUAUUGUCAUUCUGUUCACUGAAACUACUGGAAAAACAAGCAUCUCUGUCUCUUCGGGUCAUCCUUAAGACUGAGCAUGUGGAGGAACCGUGACUAACAUGAACCGUCACAAACGUUUGUUGUCAAUAUUACAAAUAAAUUUAUACUAUACUUUC
Molecule: messenger RNA, 3348 nt
Organism: Tachysurus fulvidraco (yellow catfish)
Lineage: Eukaryota; Metazoa; Chordata; Actinopteri; Siluriformes; Bagridae
Gene: lgi3
Product: leucine-rich repeat LGI family, member 3
Exons: 10
Coding region: 161-1828 (555 amino acids)
Biological process (GO): regulation of exocytosis
Cellular component (GO): synaptic vesicle
Molecular function (GO): protein binding
Source: RefSeq, a predicted model, not a curated record